AUGUCGUCGGGCGGCGCCUCGUUCGCCUGGACGAAACCUCCCAAGGCCAAGCACCCCCUAGCUGACAGCAUCCUGGUGGGCUCACAGUGCAUGGAGCAGCAGCAGGGAGGGCAGCGAGUGGAGCUGACCUACCCCAUCCACAACGGCGUGGUGCAGCGCUGGGACGACAUGGGGCACGUGUGGGACUACACCUUCAACACCGCUCUCGGAAUUGACCCCUCUGAAACCAAGAUCCUGCUCACUGACCCUCCUCUCAAUCCCACUAAGAACCGCCAGCGCAUGGUGAGUGAGAGAUGGCACGGGCUGCACGGUGUGGUGCAGCGCUGGGACGACAUGGGGCACGUGUGGAACUACACCUUCAACACCGCUCUUGGCAUUGACCCCUCUGAGACCAAGAUUCUUCUUACUGACCCACCGCUCAACCCCACCAAGAAUCUCAGGGUUCCCCACUUACCACUGCUCUUCUCACCCCCCUUUCCGCCGCACUUCCCACCGCCCUUCCCACCGCUCUUCCCACCGCUCUUCCCACCGCUCUUCCCACCGCUCUUCCCACCGCUCUUCCCACCGCUCUUCCCACCGCUCUUCCCACCGCUCUUCCCACUGCUCUUCCCGCCACCCCCCACGGCAGCUGCAAAUGAUCUGCAAAUGAUGUUUGAGAAGUACAACUUCGACUCCCUCUUCAUUCAGCUGCAAGCCGUGCUGCCACUCUACGCCCAAGGCAUUCUGACAGGGCUUGUAGUGGACUCUGGGGAGAGCGCCACUCACGCAGUAAGCCCCGUUCUUUCCCCUUGCAUUUUUGAGGGAGAGCAAAAUCAUGUGUCUGCAUACCCUCUUGCACUCACUCCUUCCUCAUCCCUUGCGUCCCUCCAGGUCCCAGUGGUGGAAGGCUUUGCAUACCCACACCUUACAAAGCGGAUCAGCAUAGCAGGCAGGCAGAUCACGUCUCACCUCAUUGAUCUCAUGAUGCGACGCGGGUAUCUACCUUUCAGCAAGGUGUCGGACUUUGAGGCUGCAAGUACCGGCGCUGCUUCCCUUACUGCUGCUCAACAGUCAACUCUUCUCUACGCUCCCACUCCUCCCUUUCCGUCUCUGCCACACUUCGUCUCGCCUUUCCCCCCCCCUUCCUCACCAGCUACCCCUUCAGCAAGCUACCCCUUCAGCAAGGUGUCAGACUUUGAAGCGGCGAGGGCCAUUAAGGAACAGCUCUGCUUCGUCAGCUGUGAUUACAAGCGAGAGAUGCAACUGGCAGAGGACACCACAGUGCUUGUGAAGCAGUCCUCUUAA
Messenger RNA from Closterium sp. Naga37s-1, 1284 nucleotides. Lineage: Eukaryota; Viridiplantae; Streptophyta; Zygnematophyceae; Desmidiales; Closteriaceae. The record is from the annotation of a GenBank genome assembly.